UGAUUGCCGGCCGGCCGCAACGGCUCGGCCAAUAAGAGCGGCGUUCAUUUAGAGGCUGAAAGAUGGUGUCACCGGCGGUGGAGUUAUCGUCGCUGGAAAAGACGCUGGGGCUGAGGAGGGUUCCAGUGCUGCAGACAAAUAAUGGACCUUGUUUAGAGGGGUUGAUAACCAUCGCGUCUCAUCUGGUAAAAGCAGCUAAAAGAGAGGAACUACUGGGGACCACCCCUGAGAAGUGUGCUGUUGUUCAGCAGUGGCUUGAAUAUAGAGUAACUCAAGUAGACAAAUGUACCACUCAAGAUGAUAAAAAAAUGAUUUUAAAGGAACUCAAUUGCUACCUUGAGGAUAAGGUUUAUCUGGCAGGAAACAGCUUCACUUUAGCAGAUAUCAUGUUGUACAAUGGUCUUCAUCCUAUUGUGGCUGCACUGACCCAUGAAGAUCGAGAGAAAUAUGUGAAUGUUUCACGAUGGUUCAACCACAUCCAGCAUUAUCCUGGUGUCCGACAACAUUCUGCUGCUAUCGUCUUUGUGAGAAGUAGGCUGUAUCCUACUGUCCACUAGAAAAGCUGCAUACACUUUGGGGCUGUAACUAAACAUAAAUCUUGUCAGGGUUGAAAUUAAGGUUAAUAAGGGCACAUUUUCUGAUCUUGACAUAGAAGGGAUUGAGCCACCUUUUCUUUUGUCCGCCUGGACUGUUCACCUUCAUGUGAAAAUGUAACUCUUAAGCUAAUUUUUAAUUUUCAGUUGUUUUAUAAAUUGUCUCCACAAUAGGCUGUAGUCAGGUUUUUUCCUAAUGUGCAACCAUUUGUUUCAUCAAAUCAUGUUCAGAAUGACUUAGUUUUCAACAGAGAAAAGAGCCAUUUUGCUCUCACAUGCAUAUCAGUGUUGAUGUUGCACUCCAUCUCUCCGAAUCCACCUCACUCCUUAGCUGCCUCCUGUUUGUUUCACUACUUCCUCAGGUAAUGGUUUCCACAUUUUUAAUGCUCCAACAGUAAUGAAGCUUUUCCUACUCCCCAGUAUUGUUUCUGGUGAUUGCCACGUGUUGAUAUUUAGUUUUGCUUUCCCCUUAUCCCUCAACCUACUCAUUUCAAGAGAGGGAAACCCAAUCUGUUCAUCCCCUUGUGAGAGUUGAAUGACUUUUCUGGUCCCAUCUGACAUUUCUUUAGUGUUUGCUAUACAUCUUCCUUGUAGUCUGAGUGCAGUUCUCCAAAUUUAACUGAACCAAAGUUCACUGCAGGUUUUGCAUAACUUCUUGGCUUUUCAAUUUUAUUUAUCUAAAAUUAAACCCAAAUAGAACUUCCUUUUUGUUGAUUGGUACUGUAAGAUUCUUUAGUCUUCAGUCACUAUUGAGAAUUUACUUAGCCAACAUCAUUAGUUUUGACAAGACCAAAAACAAGUCUCAUUUCCAAGCAGAUUUUUCAUUUAAGGUGUUGCGGAGAGUUGGAGUUCUCAAACUGCCACCUUGGUUUGAACGUGGCCUACUGUCUGUCUGUGAUAUUUUAAUCAACUGCUAAUUAUCUUGCCCACUAUUGAUGGCAACUUUACAGUAAAUACUCUAUUGUGUUUCACUGUGGACUGUGCUGUUAAAUGUGCACUUCUAAGUAUAUCAACUGGUUAAUGUUUCUUUUCAUGUUAAUUGUGGUUGGGAACAGUUCCACAAGCAAUGUGUUUUAUGUGGCUUAUGUUUUAAAAUUGUUUAUGUUUCUUUUAAAUUCUAUUGAUUUGAUAGGGAAAAGUGCCAAUUCUAUAAGAACUUUCUCAAUGGCAGGCAGCAAUCUUGGAUGAUUGUGAAGAUCUCUGGCUUGUGACUAUACCAUCUUUACACAGAUCCCCUCUUAAAUCCAGUGAUCAUUUUACAUUGUACAAUUAAUAUUUAUUGGUGCAUGUCUGCAAUUAAAGUAUGCUAUAUUAAAUCGUAAAU
Molecule: messenger RNA, 1917 nt
Organism: Mobula hypostoma (lesser devil ray)
Lineage: Eukaryota; Metazoa; Chordata; Chondrichthyes; Myliobatiformes; Myliobatidae
Gene: eef1e1
Product: eukaryotic translation elongation factor 1 epsilon 1
Exons: 4
Coding region: 63-557 (164 amino acids)
Biological process (GO): positive regulation of DNA damage response, signal transduction by p53 class mediator
Cellular component (GO): nucleus; cytoplasm; aminoacyl-tRNA synthetase multienzyme complex
Source: RefSeq, a predicted model, not a curated record